Musa acuminata subsp. malaccensis (wild Malaysian banana) is the source of this 1557-nucleotide messenger RNA. Its product is annotated as BAG family molecular chaperone regulator 1. Gene Ontology annotation, cellular component: cytoplasm. NCBI's taxonomy places the organism in Eukaryota, Viridiplantae, Streptophyta, Magnoliopsida, Zingiberales, Musaceae. Gene Ontology annotation, molecular function: protein-folding chaperone binding; adenyl-nucleotide exchange factor activity. The record is from RefSeq and is a predicted model, not a curated record. Gene Ontology annotation, biological process: protein stabilization.
CCUUCCUUCCUCCCUCGCUCCCUUCCUCUCCUCGAAGCAAGAAAGCGGAGCUCGGAGAAGCAGUUCGUCUCCUUCUUGGCCUAAAUUUUGGCUCGUGCUCGACGAGUUGUGGUCUUCGUUUGCGGAUUUGGGAGGAAAGUCGCGGUCUUUGGGUUGCUUGCUGCUCUGUAGAUCCUCCGGAUUCCGAAAGAUAUGAAGAGCAAGAUGCGGUCGAGGACAGGCGAGAGAGCGGCAGAUUUCAGCCCCAUAAAGGAGUCACCGCCGGCGGAGAAGGCAGCGGAGUGGGAGCUCAGGCCCGGGGGGAUGCUCGUCCAGAAGCGCGAUCCCGACGCCGACGCCGUGGCCGCUCCUGUACCCGCUAUCCGCGUCAAGGUCAAGUACGGCGCCGUGUACCACGAGAUCUACAUCAGCUCUCAGGCCACCUUCGGGGAGCUGAAGAAGGUGCUGUCAGCCAGGACGGGGCUGCACCCGCUCGACAUGAAGCUGAUGUACAAGGAUAAGGAGAGGGAGUCGACGGCGUUCCUGGACAUCGCCGGCGUGAAGGACAAGUCGAAGGUGGUGUUAGUGGAAGACUCCACGGCGCAGGCCAAGCGCCUCCUCGAGAUGCGCAAGACCGACAAGAUGGAGAAGGCCGCCAAGUCCAUCUCCGCCAUCAGCCUCGAGGUCGAUCGGCUCGCCUCCAAGGUGUCGGCGUUGGAUGGGAUCGUGAACAAGGGCGGGAGGGUGGUGGAGACGGACGUGACCAAUCUCAUCGACUCGUUGAUGAACGAGCUGAUAAAGCUGGAUGCCAUCGUCGCCGACGGGGACGCGAAGCUGCAGAGGAGAACGCAGAUUAGGAGAGUGCAGAAGUAUGUGGAGACCCUGGACGCGAUCAAGAUGAAGAACUGGAUGCCGAGAGGAAAUGGUCCCCCGGGCAAAGAACAGCCGCAGUGGUCACAGCCAAGGCAGCAGAGGAGGGACUCACAACCUCAGCAUCAGCAGCAAAAGAUGCAUUUGCAGCAAUCACAGAACCAGUACCAGCACCAAAAUCGUCAUCAACCACCACAAUCCCAUUUCCAACAGCAGCAGCAGCUAAAUAAGCUGCCGCAGCAAGCCGUGGUACUGUCGUCGAUGAACUGGGAAACAUUCGAUUCCCUGUUCCCGACGUCCACCUCCACGCCCACGGCCGCCGCCACCUCCACUCCCCAUGCAAGGUUGGACUGGGAGCUGUUUUGAGCAUGGAUGAUGCAUUGCAGCCAUCGGAAGGAAAGUUGCUGAUGUGUGUGAUUGAAGCUCUGUUGCUGCUGCAGUUAAAGAACACCAACACUUGCUUGUGCUCUCUUCGUAUUCUUUGUGUGUGUAUAUCUACUGUUUGAGAGGGGUCUCACUGAGAUCCAAGAGAAAUAAAUGGACUCACGAUGGUCAUGUCCUAUCUAUGUAUGAAGAAGAGAGGAAGGUAAAAUGAUCAUAUGGUGCAACAAGAGAAGAGAAGAGUGGUUAUAUAAUGGGAUUGAAUUCAUUGUGUUGAUAUGAGCUCAUCAUUUAGCCUAUGAGAACAGCCUUUGGGACCUUGGAAUG